AUGCUUGGGAAGAUCGUGUCGAUUGAUCGAUCCCUCAACAGGGAUGCCUCCCGUGUAGUAAGUAACGCGAACAGCAAAACGUUUAGGGGAGCAGCCCGUUGAUUUACCUUCAUGAUGUCAACCAACCGCCCAUUCAGCCUCAGAGAUGCGGACAACGAACGGGUGGGCCGACCCGAACUGUGCUCGAGACAAAUCGGCCUCGAGCUCGCGACACCCGAAGCGGUCGUUGUGGAAGCUCUGCAACGAAUACGGGACCCCAGUUUUCUCAACAAAUGGCUGCAGCAUGCAGAAUAGCUACGGAUUCGAGUAAGUAGCUUUAUGAACUGUGCUCUUGGUGUGGGAUUGUUGAGGAGCUAAUGGAAAACUACCAAGCAGCAAUUCCCUUCAACACGUCCUCUUUGAAUGACAACCCUCGAGUUGUUUUUCUUCACCAUCAGCUGGUGACACUGCAUGCGUGAGUUAUGACUUGACAUGCCUGUGCAGUCUUAGGCAUGACGGAAACUGAUAUGAAAAACAGACAUUGGACGUCAGUGACAGGAGGUGACCGCUCAAACGUUCUACAGCGCGGAUUCGGUCGAAAACGAAGACGAACCACUGUUCUCGAUCGAGUACCUUCAGAGUCUCAACAUCGCCGGGAUGGCGUUGCACGCUGCAAAAUUCAAAGUGGGAUGUCCCGUCAUGCUCCUCAGAAACUUGGACCCCGCCGCGGGGCUGUGCAACGGCACAAGACUGUUGUCAACUCGGUUACACACCCGCGUGCUCGAGGCCAUCAUUCUCAUAGGAAAUUAUGCUGGACAGCCAGUUUUGUUGCCACGGAUCACGCUGAAGACAGGGUCAUCAGCUGAGCUUCCGUUCACUCUGCAUCGGACGCAGUUUCCGAUUCGGCUGGCAAUGGCUAUGACGUUCAACAAGUUGCAAGGGCCGUCACUCGCGCAGGUAGGAGUGUGUCUGGAGACGCCCGUCUUUUCUCACGGCCAAGUUGUAUGUCGCGUUGUCCCGAGCAACGAAUAUGGACGGUGUCAGGUUAUCUCAAAGCUCCAUAGUGAAGCUCCGCCAAAUAGCAGAUGAGGGAUGUCGGGAGGCAGCCGUGAAAAGGUCCACACUCGACGCGGGUCUCGACGACGGUCUGAGCCCAUCAUGGGGCUCCCAGAGAACAAAAAAGUAGUUCAGUGAUGGAAUGAAGGCUCUGUACAUUUGAUCGUCUUGCAACGGGUCAACGGUUACGGUGGGAGGUGGCGCGCGGAGCGCGCCGCCGAACCUAGUUAGUCUUGGUUAAUUCUUUAUUCUGCGCGCGCGCCUAUCUUUGUCUUUGCGUCUUUUUUUCCUUCUGGGUUUCUUCUCCACGCUAUUCUUCAUCUCACUCGUGUAUCUCGGAGCUGAGUCGUGGAGUACCUCUUAGUCCUUGUUGUAAUAGUACCCAUCCAUUACCUGCUCUGGUGACUGCCCGAGAAGACCGAUAAACUUCGCUUAAGUCUCUGAUCUUCUACUAAGACGACUUUGCAUUCGAUCGAACAAAUGUUGGCAAGUGAGUGUGGAUUGAUCUAGUCUUUGGAUUCCUAAUUCUGGUCUCGAGGCCGACUUCAACAUGACCGGAACAUACGACUACAACAUCUUUUUUGAGCUCGAUCUACUUGGCUUCGUGAUAUCAGUCUCCCCUCCAACUACGUGUGCAAGAUCGUCGGACCGGCCAUGUUCCUCCCCAUCCUGUCACUCCUUUUCGGCGUGUUUUCCCUGGCCAUGGCCUUUGUCCAGACCUUCCCCGCUGCCAGUGUCGCGAUGCGUUUCCUCAAGUUGGAGUGGCUAAGUAGGCUGCUUUCCAGAUCAGUCCACCGAAGGAUUGGAAGCUCUUGGGAGAGGUUGCUGAACGGAUUCUUCAUCUGAUGGUAUCGCGUACUAUCUCUCGCGAUGGUACCGCAAGGACUCAUGGGCCGGGCUUCCGCCUGGCCAUGCCAGUGUACGUCGUAUGCACCCCUCUCGCGGGCGCGUGUGGAGGACUUCUCGCCUCGGGCUUGUUGCGAGUUCCGAGUUUUGGCCCGAUCCAUACAUGGAGGAUGAGUGAGUUUCAACACCGGCCGAGCACUCUCUUUAAUCGCGUCGAGCUAAUUCCGUGGUUGACGCCUUUCCGAUAGUCUUCUUUGCGGUACGCCAACAAAAGACCUGGCUCAACAGAGCAGAGCCGUCGAUGUACAAGCUGAUGCGCUUUGGAUGCGCUUUGUUUCGCCUGAGACUCGCAGGAAGGCCUCCUGACCAUCAUAAUCGCUGCGGAAUCUUUCUUCUUUCUCGCUGAUCGACCCGAGACGGCCAAGGUCAGUGAACUUGUACCAGGCAACCAUCAGCACGGUGGAUACACAACUGAUACCUACUCGGUCGGUCGUGCAGUGGUUGAGUGCGGAGGAAAAAGCGCUCUGCGCCGCUCGGACCAAGAGCGAAAACGUCGGGGCACUGGUCGUGGUCGAUGAGCUAAAAAGCAGAGUCUUCUUCGAGGGGAUGUUCAACUUGAUACGUUGCGAAAGGACUCUCAACCCACGCUGGCCGAAUGUCUCAUAUUUUUCACGAGCUGAAGCCGAGGAACGAAGUACGUAAGUACGAGAGCCGAUGAUGAUAGUAAAGAUCGUUCAAAGGUAUUGCACAUUAACUAACCUGAAGCCGAGGAACGAAGUACGUAAGUACGAGAGCCGAUGAUGAUAGUAAAGAUAGUUGGAGAAAGAAGAUAAGCGCUAAGGGAGCGCGCGCGAGGCUGGCUCGAGACGCGCGGGGCGUCUAAUAUCAACAACUAGUAACUAAUCAUAAUCGGGAAUACCAGUGGGAUGAAACAGCAAUUUAUUGACAAUAUUGUCGUCUUUUGGGGCUACAGCUUCAAUUAUCGGAGGAUUCCUCUUCAUGUUCGACAACCUCAUCGUUCAAGGGCUCGGGUUUUAUCUUCCUUCGAUCGUCAAAGAGAUCUUUCCCGAGAUGUCGACCGUGGGUCAUCAAAUUCGAACGGUGCCACCUUAUCUGGUGGGAGUUGCGACCGCGAUCCUCUUGCCUUACCUUUCAUGGAAGACAAAGAAGCGAGCGCUGUGGAUGUCCUUGACGAUUCCUGUGAUGAUCACCGGUGAGUGCCAGUGUGUAUCAUGAUAGGAACAGUGCAAGAUGGCGUCACUGAAGAGGAAUUAUUUGAUGGGAUAGGUUACGCACUCUUCGUCGUCAGCGACAACGCCUCAAUCCGCUACGGCGCAUGCUUCCUCAUCGCCUCGGGCUGUUUCGCCCUCGUCAGCAGUUGCAACACGUGGUCCGCGAUCAAUACGACCUCCGAUACAGCACGAGCAGAAGCGAUUGCCAUGACGGUACUUGGCGGUAACCUGGAUGGUCUCUUAUUGACAUGGACGUAUCUUCCUCAGUGAGUCCCAACAUCAGCACCCGACUCCUUUGCCUCGCCGACCCGCCGCUGCUGAUCACCGCUGCUCAUCCAGCGUCGAACAACCGCACAGAUACGUCCCUCAUCAGCUCCCCGGCAAUAUCAUGAAUCUAGGCGCAUCGUGCCUGCUGUUGAUCUUCACCAUCGUAUCGUGGGGAUGGCAACAUCGCCAAAACGUCUCACGUGACAGGGGUCACAUGGACCACGUUCUGGACGGGAAAUUGCCGGAGGAGAACUCCAGGUUGGGCACGCGGCACCCCGGGUUCAGGUAA
Messenger RNA from Microbotryum saponariae, 3669 nucleotides. The record is from the annotation of a GenBank genome assembly. NCBI's taxonomy places the organism in Eukaryota, Fungi, Basidiomycota, Microbotryomycetes, Microbotryales, Microbotryaceae.